Messenger RNA from Cucurbitaria berberidis CBS 394.84, 1641 nucleotides. Its product is annotated as acetylornithine aminotransferas-like protein. The coding region runs from base 78 to 1535 and encodes 485 amino acids. Gene Ontology annotation, cellular component: mitochondrial matrix. The record is from RefSeq and is a predicted model, not a curated record. Gene Ontology annotation, molecular function: transaminase activity; identical protein binding; pyridoxal phosphate binding. Gene Ontology annotation, biological process: arginine metabolic process. The transcript is spliced from 3 exons. NCBI's taxonomy places the organism in Eukaryota, Fungi, Ascomycota, Dothideomycetes, Pleosporales, Cucurbitariaceae.
CAUCAACAGUCACAGCAGAAGACUCAUACACUACUCAGCUUUUCUUUCUCUUGCAUUUGGAGUUUCUAUUGACCAUCAUGGCAUUGCGAAUCUCUUCUAAGCGGAUAUGUACCGCAUUGCGAGCGCCGCGUGUCAAUUGCGUGUCUAUUCGAUCUGCCUCCGCGGCAUCGGCCGCACUGAAGGACUCGAGUCUACCACGAGAUGUUAAAGACUCAAUAGCUCGCGAUUCCUCUCUACCCAAUCCUGACCCAUCCUCGAGCUCUAAGACCGCCGGGCUUGUGAACAAGCAGCUACCGUACAUGGUACCUACCUAUGUCCGCCCGCCACCCAUGUUUGAGAAAGGAGAGGGGUGCUAUAUGUGGGACGUGGAGAACAGGAAGUACCUAGACUUCACAGCCGGUAUUGCCGUCAAUGCGCUGGGUCACUGCGACGCAGGUGUUGCGCAAGUACUAGCGGAACAGGCCACACAGCUAAUGCACACUUCCAACCUCUACCACAACCCACAUACCGGCCUCCUCUCCAAGCAGCUCAUCCAGCUCACACACGCGACCGGUGGCUUCGCCAGCGCAACCCGUACCUUCAUAUGUAACAGCGGCUCAGAAGCCAAUGAAGCUGCUAUAAAGUUCGCCCGCAAGGUUGGAAAGUCUGUCUCGCCAGAGAAGGACAAGUACGAGUUUGUUUCGUUUCACAAUUCCUUCCAUGGCCGGACCAUGGGAAGCUUGAGCGCAACACCGAACCCCAAGUACCAGACGCCCUUUUCGCCAAUGGUACCAGGAUUCAAGUACGGCACAUUCAAUGAUGUAGAGGCUGUCAAUAGUUUGGUGACGGAGGCAACUUGCGGUGUCAUUGUCGAGCCUAUUCAGGGAGAAGGCGGUGUCAAUGUGGCAACACCCGAGUUCCUAACCGCGCUACGGAAGCGCUGCACAGAAGUUGGUGCCGUCCUGAUCUUCGAUGAGAUUCAAUGCGGCCUCGGCAGGACAGGCACCUUCUGGGCACAUGGAGGCUACCCCAAGGACUGCCACCCGGAUAUAGUAACUACGGCCAAAGCUCUUGGCAACGGAUUUCCCAUUGGAGCAACGAUAGUCAACGACUUUGUCUGCGAUCAUAUCAAGACUGGAGACCACGGAACCACAUUCGGCGGCAACCCGCUAGGAUCCCGUGUAGCUUCGUACAUCCUUUCCCGCCUAUCGUCCCCAGAAAUCCUUGACUCAAUACCCGCCAAGGAGCAAACCUUCCGUAAGCACUUCGAUGCUUUGCGACAGCGAUUUCCAGGUCAGAUCCGGGAAGUCAGGGGCAAGGGACUGAUCCUCGGACUUCAACUUGACACAGACCCUACCCCUAUCAUCACCGCUGCCCGGGAGCGAGGGUUGUUGGUCAUCACCUGUGGCACGAACACUUUGAGGUUCGUCCCACCACUCACGAUCACCGAGGCGGAGAUCGACGAGGGUAUGAAAAUACUGGGACAAGCAAUGGAAAGUGUUUGGGUUCAAGGCGAAGAUGUAGAAGGCACUAAGGGCCAGCAAGAGAUGCGAUAGCGUAGUCGCCGGGUGAGUAUUGUUUUAGCACGGCGUUAUCUGGGUCAUAGAUCUGCUUCACAAUGCGAUAGAGCGAAACUGGAGGCUUUGCCAUUAUAAGCUGCUU